AUGGCCGAUGAAGUGAAUUACCACCACCACGAGACCAAGGCUGAUGAGGUCACUCCCAAGGCGGAGGAGUACGCUCCGGCGCAGGUGGAGGCCAGCGACCGCGGCCUUUUUGGCUUCGGGGGGAAGAAAGAGGAGGAGAAGAAGUGCGAUCAGGAGGAGGCGAUCGCGGCCGAGUUCGAACAAAAAGUCGAGGUCUGUGGAGGAGAAGGAGAGAAGAAAGAGGAGGAGAAAAAGCACGAGGGCUUGCUCCAGAAGCUUCACCGGAGCAGUAGCUCCAGCAGCUCUUCGAGCGACGAGGAAGAAGUGGAUGAAAAUGGGGAAAAGAAGAAGAAAAAGAAGGGUUUGAAGGAAAAGGUGAAGGAGAAAAUAUCUGGAGAAAAGAAGGAAGAGGAGAAGUCUGAGGACACGGCUGUGCCGGUGGAGAAGUUCGAUGAUGCCGAGGAGAAAAAGGGAUUUCUUGAUAAGAUCAAGGAGAAGCUUCCCGGCGGCGGCAAGAAGACAGAGGAGGUGGCGGCUCCGCCGCCAGCCGAGGAGUGUGCGGCCGUGCCGGAGGCGGAGGAGAAGGAGAAGAAAGGGUUCUUGGACAAGAUCAAGGAGAAGCUCCCCGGGUACCACUCCAAGAGUGAUGAGGAAAAGGAAAAAGAAAAGGAGAAGGAAAAAGAGUGCCACUAA
Striga hermonthica is the source of this 672-nucleotide messenger RNA. The record is from the annotation of a GenBank genome assembly. Lineage: Eukaryota; Viridiplantae; Streptophyta; Magnoliopsida; Lamiales; Orobanchaceae.